AUGCUGAGUCAAACGGCAAGGGAGAAUGCGGUGAAGGCGACACAUGAUUUCCGUAGCAGAGAAGAAGAAGGAGAUGCAGUGGAAGUACGAGGCAGUACAUUGCAAGCCCUCAGAAUAGAAUAUCGAUCGACUAGAUACGACAUAUAUGACUUUAUAGAAAGUCUAGUGAGGGACGCACCCGAUGAAGUAAAAGACGAUCCGGUGGUGCGAGAUAGGUGGAUGGAGAUAUUGGAGAAAAAAUCCAAUAUGGCAGAAGGUUUUAGGUCAUUCCAAGAACAAAUUGGCAGCCGUCAAAGAGCAUUGGAGGAGAAAAGCAGUGACGUGGCGGAGUUACGGGCAAGGAAUAAAGAGCUAGAAGUUGCUCUAAAAAGAUCGGAAGACGCCAAUGGUUGCCUUAAAGAAAGAGCACAGGCAAGUUAUAAAAAAGCAAGAGAUACAUACAUUGAAUUGUACUUUCAAGAUCUCAAGCUUAAAUGUGAAUUGGUUGCGGCUGCAGAGAAAGCCCAGGCAGCAGAAAAAUCCUGGGAAGAAGAGAAAAGGAAUCUUUUGAAAAAACUUGAUCUUUCGGCAAAGAACCGUCGAUCAGCAGAGACAGAACGUUACCAGUUGGCCAUACGAAUGGUUGCCAAUAACAAUAAGGAACGGAAAUAUAAUUGGUUUGAAGCAUCACACGAAUGUGCUCGACAAGGUUUGAGACUCGUUGAAGUCCGUGACGCCGCCAAGAACAAAGAAUUAUUGACUACACUGGAAUCUUACAUCGGUAACCCCAAGAACUUUUGGAUAGGUGCUAACGAUGAAUACAAUACAGACAAAGAUCUAAAUCGUCCAUUCUACUGGUCAUCUGGUCAGUGUGUAAUAUUCAGUAAUUGGGCAAAAGGCGAACCGAACAAUUCUGGUAGUAACGAACACUGUGUACAUUUAUGGACUUUACAACGCGGUUCCCAAUGGAAUGAUAGGGCCUGUACCACUAAAUACGGAUUUAUUUGUGAGAAGCCUGUAUAA
This is a messenger RNA of Musca vetustissima, 1002 nucleotides long. Its product is annotated as C-type lectin domain family 4 member F-like. Bases 1 to 1002 code for a protein of 333 amino acids. The record is from RefSeq and is a predicted model, not a curated record. Gene Ontology annotation, molecular function: signaling receptor activity. NCBI's taxonomy places the organism in Eukaryota, Metazoa, Arthropoda, Insecta, Diptera, Muscidae. The transcript has 4 exons.